UCUUUCAAUUCUGACUUUAUUUUACUACAAAAAGACGCUCAGAUUCCACACUCCCGACAAAACCCAUUACGCCAAGCAAGCCUCAGCCACCUUAUCAUCUUCUUCUUAUUCUUUAUUUUCUCUAGAAAGAGACAGAAAAACUUGUACAUCAUUGACGAUCAAACAUCGGUUUUAAUAAUUUUCUGUUUCUGGGUAUAUGUUCAUCGUUUCUGAGAGACUGUGAUCUGUUGUAUUACAGCUAAACUGACUUUGGAAUACGCUUUUCCUUGUAAAAAAAUGGUGGGUAUUUUCUCAAGGUUUUCUGUUCGUAGAGUUGGCCAUAGACGAACCCAGAGUGCUCUUGAUGAGGGGGAAGUGUUGCCCCCAAAUCCAGACCUUACCAGGGCAGUCACUGCCACUGCUUCUGCUCCUCAUGGGAUUGAAGUAGCAGUAGAGUUUAAGCCAGUUGAGCACCCAAUUGAGCCGCUCGACAGCGAUCAACCAAUUCAGUGCCCACUACCUGAACCUUCAAUUCUUAACGAUGGAAGACUAUGGAAAGAGCGAGUAUCUGCAACUGUGAGGAGGAGGGCUGACUUGCCUGUAAUGAAAGAAGGUGGGGCCCUUGAAUCUGAAACGGCUGGGACAAAGCCUCGGCCAAUCCAGUCCAACAGAUUGAUUCUACCAUCCAUGAGUGCUCCUGAACAUAAUUUGCUAAAACUACUUGAAGAAUGUAGUGCAUCUGGGAUCUAAAACCUUGGUAUCAGUUUCUGAUUGGAAUGUAGGUUUACUUAAUUUCUAUACAUAAGUUGCAUGUUUUUUUUUUCAUUUUACAUCCUGAAUUAGCAAAAUCAUUUCCCACCCCACCACUCUUAAAGUAAAUUUAACACUUCACUUGGCAAUAAAAGUAUAUGCUUAAUGUUCUGAGCUUAUGUAACACUUUGAUGUCAAUGCUAAGUAAAUUGAAUCUCGGUGUCAA
Molecule: messenger RNA, 955 nt
Organism: Manihot esculenta (cassava)
Lineage: Eukaryota; Viridiplantae; Streptophyta; Magnoliopsida; Malpighiales; Euphorbiaceae
Exons: 3
Coding region: 277-729 (150 amino acids)
Source: RefSeq, a predicted model, not a curated record